AUUUAAACAGGAGAACUACCCUGAACAAACAUAGCUACACUGAAAAAGGGCCGUUUUUGAUAAAUAAUUUUUCAUGUUUAUCAGAUUUUUAUUUACCACUUUUGAAAAACAUAUUUUCUUUUCCUUCCUCUUUACAAUUAUGAACUAAUUUGUGUUAGUUUACUGUGUUCUUUUCCCCAUGAGGUGCAGCCAUAGGACAGGCAUGGCGUGUCAUUCAAUCAAGGAUCAAUGAGCAUACAUUCUGGCAGUUGGAGGAUUUUCUAGAAAACUUUCUCCUGUAGGCCGCUGCACAGCGCCCCGCUGCUCAUCAUAUUAUUUCAGCUGUUCUGCACUCACCUUCAGUGUGUGUUCCACUAUGGACCGCGAAAGGGCUGACUGGCACAGGACAAAACGAGAGAGAAAAGCUCACAUGCUGCAGAAUGUCGGAUGACAGGAGUACUAUGCUGCGCAUCCUUGAGGAGCCUCGGAUGAGGGAAGAAGUGGAGAGACUUCGGACCUUCCAGAACUGGCCUGCAGAUGCACCCGUGGCUUCAGGAGACCUGGCUAAGGCGGGCUUCUUCUUCCUGGGUUCUGGGGACAAAGUUCAGUGUUUCUGCUGUGGAGGGGUUUUAAGGUUCUGGGAGCAGGGUGACAGCCCAGCCGUUGAGCAUAAGCGUCAUUUCCCUACUUGCAGCUUCAUACUGGGUCAAACUGUAGGGAAUAUUCCACUGACGGUGGGCUCCUCAGACUCUGUGGAUGGCCAGCUGUUGAGUCAGCUCCAGAGGAUGACUAUGGAUGAUCAGGGAACAGCUGGACAAGCAGUAUACCCCGAGAUGGAGACAGAGGACUCUCGACUUACCACUUUCCACAACUGGCCUACUGAAGCCUCGGUGCAGCCAGAUGUUCUGGCCCAAGCAGGGUUUUUCUACACAGGUCAUGGUGACAAUGUCAAAUGCUUCUUCUGUGAUGGAGGACUGAGGAACUGGGAGCCAGGGGAUGACCCCUGGCAGGAACAUGCCAAGUGGUUUCCAAGAUGUGAGUUUUUAAUCCAGUCACGAGGGCAGGAGUACAUCAGCAACAUUCAGGAUGCUCAUUUCCACCUGGGUGAUACUAUGGGAGGAUCUCAGACUUCCACAGGCAGAGACGUUGGUGGGAGAAAUGAUAUGGUCGGAGGUCUGGGAGCUUCAUCAGCCAUGCUCUCUCCUGUUGUGCAGACUGUGCUGCAGAUGGGGUUUGAAGCUGGCGUGGUGGAGAGUCUGGUCCAGACCAAGUACCUGCUGACAGGCCAGUACUACACCUCAGUGUCUGAGCUGGUUACUGAUGUUCUGCGAGCAGAAGAGGAGGAGAGGCAGGCAGGGCCAAACAGCAGAGAGCAAGAGAGGAGCCUGGGAUCCAGUGCAGGAAACGUGAGGACUGAGACACCCGUCCCAAAGAGAGUAAUGGAUCAAAGUCCUGAGGAGCUGCUCAGGCAGCUGCAGGAAGAGAGAACUUGUAAAGUCUGCAUGGACAAGUUGGUAUCCAUUGUCUUCAUCCCCUGCGGUCACCUGGUGGUCUGUGGCGAUUGUGCCGCCAGCCUGCGUCACUGCCCCAUCUGCAGAGCUGUCAUCAGAGGCAGUGUUCGUGCUUUUAUGUCUUAAGGCUGUAGUUAAAAACUGCCACUGCACUGGUGUUCCACAGGUUCCCCUUGAAUUUGCACUGCCUGCAAUCUUCAGUGAAUUUAUAAAAAUAAGGAGUGCUGGUUUUAUAAUGUUAUACAAUAAAAUUUUUAGGUUUAACUUGUGCACUGUCAUCAUUACAUUCCUAAAAUCACUCCCAAGACUUUUAAAAGAGCAUGGUUUUUCUUUUUAUUAACAAACACCAUAUUUACAUGAACACAAAGUACAGUUCUGGAUAAACAGGGUUACACAAUCAGGUCACAUGAGGUUGGAGCAACACAAGACAGAAAACAGGAGAACAUAAUUUACCACCUUUUAACACAAAGAAAAAAAGAAAUAUUUACAAAGAAAUGGACACAUUUUCAGUUUGGACCAGCACAAGCAGAACCAUAACUACAACCAGGACUUUAGGAAAAGUCUGUAUUGCACCCAGAGGAAGACUAGUUUUGACAUCUUAGAAGUAUUUUUUUUCUACUAAGACUGAUAACGUUACAAUAUUAGACCCUUUGUUUUCCUAAUCCACUGAGCGAACAAUGAGUGCAGCUCUAAAUUACAGGAAUGAGAUCUGAAUUAUUGCAAAGUCAACCAACAGAAACAGAAGUGUUUAGAUGUUUUUCAGGAUCGUAACAUUUACAUUCUGUUUGUCUGGCAGUGAAGAACUCUUCAUAUCACAUUGAAAUCUAAUGCUUGCCAUAAGUACCUGUACGGCUGCUGGCAGUACAGGAAAAUUGUAAAAAUGAACACUAGUCAAGAUUUUUGUUUAUACAGUGCUUUGCAAAAGAAUUCAGAGUCCUUGAACUUUUUCAAGUCAAAACCACAGAUGUAAUUUGCGACCUUAUGGAAAAGAACAACACAAAGUUAGUCACAAUGACAACAGCAAGCCUUUCAAAAUGUAGCUACAUCAACAGAAAAAAAGCACU
Messenger RNA from Xiphophorus couchianus (Monterrey platyfish), 2554 nucleotides. It is a transcript of the gene birc7, whose product is annotated as baculoviral IAP repeat containing 7. Gene Ontology annotation, biological process: regulation of cell cycle; negative regulation of apoptotic process; positive regulation of protein ubiquitination. Gene Ontology annotation, cellular component: nucleus; cytoplasm. The transcript is spliced from 7 exons. NCBI's taxonomy places the organism in Eukaryota, Metazoa, Chordata, Actinopteri, Cyprinodontiformes, Poeciliidae. The record is from RefSeq and is a predicted model, not a curated record. Bases 420 to 1616 code for a protein of 398 amino acids. Gene Ontology annotation, molecular function: cysteine-type endopeptidase inhibitor activity involved in apoptotic process; ubiquitin protein ligase activity.